AGCAUAAACAGUCAUCUGACAAUUAACCGAUUCGCGGCGUGCUUGUAACCAGAUCAAUCAACAUUGGUCGAAUGAAAUUCACAACUGGAUGCAAUACUCUACAGUUCUCCUGUUCUCCUGUUUAUCAGUAUCUGAACCACACACACACCAUUCUCAUCCAGCAUGUGGGCAACUAUCCUGCAAACGCCAGUUAUAUAGGCAGGAUGAUAGCAUUCUUGUGCUAUAAAUAGGACAACGUCAGCCAGUCUCCUUCUUGGUGCGUCAUCCAAAUCAAGGUCAUUUUCAACAACAUAACCAAGUUAGUUUCACUUGUCAGGAGACUGGAAAACCCAUUCCAACUAAACUAUUUCUCUGGCCGUAUAAAUCCCACCUCGCACCAGUAUAGCGUUCAUUCAUUGAUCAACCUCUGCCUUGUCCCAUGCAGAUUGAAGAAUUCAUAAUUGUUUACUUGCUGGGAUACACAAAGUCAUGGAUGACGAAUGGACGUGCGUAACAUGCACAUUCAUCAACAGUGGCGACCUGCAGAACUGCAAGGCAUGUUACACGGCAAAGCCACGACGGGAACCUGGACUGCCUAAUGUUUUCAAUCAAGAACCAAUGGGUUAUUAUCAAGCACAACCCGAAAAAGGGGGGUCAUAUGGGUGGUCAACAGACCUCUGCCCGACCAAUGAGAGGAGAAUAGUUUUCCUUGGCAGAACAGGGUCAGGGAAGAGCGCCACCGGCAAUAACAUUUUGGGGGACAUAGUAUUCGAAUCAAGUGCCUGUGGGUCAUCUGUAACCAAAAGGUGCCAGAGAGGGAGAGGGAGCAGAUUUAACCGGGACAUUCAAAUAAUCGACAGUCCUGGGUUGUUUGACACAGGUAUGACAAAUGCUGACAUCACAAAGGAAGUAGUGAAAUGUAUCGGCAUGACAGCUCCUGGUCCCCAUGCCUUUGUCCUCGUUGUCAGGAUUGACCGUUUUACGAAGGAAGAGCAUGAUACCGUUGAACAUUUCAGGCAGGUCUUCGGGUGUGACAUGUUGAACUACCUCAUUGUUCUGUUCACAAGAAAGGAUGAUCUACAUCAUGAAAAGAAAUCUCUACAAGAGUACUUGAAGAAAGUACCUCAGGAACUGCAAGUUCUACUCAAGUCCUGCAACGACAGAUGUAUUGCCUUCAAUAACAGAGGCAGUGAUGAGGAGAAGAACAAGGAUGUCCAGGACUUCCUCAAACUAGUGGACACGAUGUUCCUUGACAACGGGGGCAAGUGCUACACCAGUGAAAUGUAUGUUGAGGCUGAGAAGAACAUGAAGAUUAGGGAAGAACAGUUGAGACAGAAACAUGAACAGAAGAUCCAGGAAGAGAGAAAUGCAAUCAGGCGAGAUUUCGAGCUGAAACUUCAGAUGAAGCACGAUGAAAACGCGGAUAUGAGGAAACAAUUGGAGGAGAGAAUAAAAACACUGGAAAAAGAGAAAACCGAAGAAGCAGAAAAGAAAACUGAAAAUGAGAUGGCUGCACUUUCAAAGGAAAUGGAAGAACUGAAACUAGCAAUGAAAGGGGUAAAGGAAGAAAAGGAGGAAUCAGAUAGACGGCUGGAGUUGGCGAGCAGGAGGAGUGAACGAGAAGCCAUUAAGAGACUUGAGGCCGAAAGACCAGACUUCCGAGAGGAGACGCGAAAAGAAGUCAAUGAAGAGAAACCCGGUAUAAUGAGCAUGCUUGGAUCAGUGCUGCCUGCGCUCAUUGGGAGUGUCCUUCCGUCUAUCAUACCGGCUGCUGGGAAGCUUUUAAAAGGGCUGUUUAAAAGAUAAAACACCACUCGAAGGCCAACUUGUUUGGAAUGGGCAUUUGUGUUUGUGUUGAUGAGACCAUCACCCGGCCUUUUGUAAACAUUGAUACAAAUGCAAUUCAAGUAGCUCUAUGCAGUGCAAUUGCUUUUAAGGCAAUAACACCAAUGAAAAUAGCUAACAAUUUGUCUAUAUCGCUGUGUGUGAUUACAUGAUACACAUGGGGUUUCGAGAAAGACGUUGUAUCUUAGUUAACACUUGUGUUUCGAUGCAGAUUACACAUUCAGGACAGUACUUUAGACAGUACUUUAGAAUCAUGUACAGGGAGUGACAUAUUUAUGGUUACAAAUAGAAUAUUUAAUCAAUUCAUAAAAUGUUACUUCAUGUGAUGAAUAUACGUCUUAUAUAUGGAUUUGCCUGCGCAUUGUUUGUGUGUUGUUUAACGCCACAUCCAGUGAUAUUCCAUCAACAAUCAGUGAUAUUCCAUCAACAAUCAGUGAUAUUCCAUCAACAAUCACCCCGUGAAUAUCCCGGGUAGCAUAGGUCUUCAGCAACCCAUGAUGCUUGCCGUAAGAGGCGACUGACGGUAUCGGGUUGUCAGACUCGCUGACGUGGUUGAUGCAUGUCAUUGAUCCCAAUUACGUGGAUCGAUGCGUAUGAUAUUAAUCACUGGAUUGUCUGGUCCAUACUCGAUUAUUUACAGACCGCCGCCAUAUAGCUGGAAUAUUGCUGAGUGCGGCAUCAAACAACAAACUUACCAACCAACCAUCAACAGUCAGGAAUAUUGCAGCGGCCAGCAAAAAAUUACCGACAAACUAGUGGUUGAUAUUUUUGCGCAAAAUCCCUUUUUGAAAAGAAUGAUUUGCUGCAGAACGUUUCGGGGAAAAAUAUCAGAGUGACAGAGAGAAAGAAAUCAAUUUUUGCUGCGAUGCUAGGUGUACUGAAAAACAUGUGACGUGAGAAAUAGAAUGUCCGCCAGAUUGUUAUAUUAUCGGUGCCUUAGAAAUUCUUUGUAAUUACAAAUUGAAUUAAUUAAUUGAAAAUGCAUUAGAUCAUCAUUUUUAUAUCAAUAUAGAAACAUAUUCGUAAUAUGUAGUGGUAAGUAAUUUUUUUGUAACGACCCUACUACAUACCAAACGGAAGCAUGUUCUAAGCUCAUACAACGCAUGUCUGUGAAGUCUGUGUAAACUUCUUAACCCCUUAGCAGUGUGAUUUUCUCUAUUCGAUCCAGAGUUAGUAAAUUCUAUUAGACGGGCUGUCUGAUUUAACAAGAGGAACUUUACUAAAAACACAAUUCAAAAGUUUCGAAAGUGCGAGGAACGUUCAAAUAGUUCUGCAAUCCAUGUACAAAUUUGAGGAAUCCAAUAUAUGAUGGCAAUCUUUUUCAAUGGAUUUGGUCUAUUUGGCUUUCAGUCUUGUCGCGCAGGGCCAUUUGAAACAAAUUAGGUAGAUACGGAAGAACCCACUCCUGAAUUCUUAAGGGGUUACCUUAGGAUCGAGUGAGUGAGUAUGGUUUUACGCCGCUUUUAGCAAUAUUCCAGCAAUAUCACGGCGGGCGACACCAGAAAUGGGCUUCACACAUUGUACCCUUGUCGGGAAUCGAACCCGGGUCUUCGGCGUGACGAGCGAACGCUUUAACCACGAGCCUACCCGACCGCCCCACCUAAGGGUCGAAAAAGAGAAUAUGACUGUAGAUCAUAGUGAUACAAAAAGAUUUCACAGCAAUAUUUGUCAUGUUGUACUUGUUUCUAUUAAUAAAACGUUGUUUCAUACUU
Haliotis rufescens (red abalone) is the source of this 3536-nucleotide messenger RNA. RefSeq names its product GTPase IMAP family member 4-like. The coding region runs from base 469 to 1785 and encodes 438 amino acids. NCBI's taxonomy places the organism in Eukaryota, Metazoa, Mollusca, Gastropoda, Lepetellida, Haliotidae. Gene Ontology annotation, molecular function: GTP binding. The transcript has 4 exons. The record is from RefSeq and is a predicted model, not a curated record.